Molecule: messenger RNA, 1377 nt
Organism: Lolium rigidum
Lineage: Eukaryota; Viridiplantae; Streptophyta; Magnoliopsida; Poales; Poaceae
Exons: 5
Coding region: 277-1377 (366 amino acids)
Molecular function (GO): DNA binding
Source: RefSeq, a predicted model, not a curated record
CGCCAUCCCGUCGGGCCACGGUUCCAUCUCUGCUGCGGCGGCGCUGUCCCCGGCUCCUCCCUCUUGGCUCCUCCUCACCGUCCAGGACGUCCAGCUCGCCAUCGUCCUCACCGUCCCUCUCGCCUUCCAUCUCAUCGCCGUCGUCGUCUCUCUCGACCCUCCAACUCAUCGUCCUUCUCACCGGCCCUCUCACCCGUCCAGCUCCUUCUCCGUCUUGUGCUGCUCUGGUGACCUUCCCCUUCCACUAGCCGCUGCUGCGCUGCAAAGCACAGAAACAUGGAAUUGGAAGAAGGGAAUCCUGAAGCUCAACAAAGUGGUACCUCAAUAUUGAUAUCUGGUGCAACAAGGACUGGGCCUGUGCUGUCUCCUUCUUUGAUAAACCGCUCUAGAGCUUAUGUUGCGGCUUGGUCUGCACGUGAUACUCAAAUGGAUGAUUUGGAAGAAGAUGAUGCCGACGAACAAGAUGUCGACUAUGAAGAAGAGGAAGAAGAAGAGGGUGAUGAUGAUGAUGAAGACGAAGCAGAGGAAGAUUUUGCUGAUGAAGAGGAAGGAGAUGAGGAUGUUGACAUGGGAACAUUUUCUGAACAGGGAAGAAAAUUUUUGUCCAAAGUCUGGAGAGAAUAUGAGCCUAAGCGUGUUGAUGGGAUAGUGAUAGCUGCUGAGUGCAAACAUUGUGCAAGGAAUAUUUGUGCUGAGCGUAAACAUGGAACAAGUUCACUGCGCAAACAUUUGAAGAGGUGCAAGGAAAGAAAGAAGGUUCUUCGAGUUUCUGGCCAGUUGAGUGCUUCCAUCAUGAGCCCUGAUGGAGUUUCAAUAGGGCAUUGGACAUUUGAUCAGGCAUUGGCACGUAGAGAGCUCAUGAGGAUGAUAGUGUUGCAUGAAUUGGCAUUCUCACUGGUGGAGUAUUCUAUGAAGCCACGAAUGUGGUAUCAGGCACAAAUGAAGCACACAUUGGAGCACCAACAUUAUGAAGAGAACAGUAAGUUUGGUGAUGUGGUCAUGUACAUGAAGAGAAAGCUAAAGAGGUACUGGAAGCUGUCAUGGUUAAACCUUUGCAUUCCUGUGAUUUUGGAUCCACAGUUCAAGCUGAGAUACAUUAAAUAUCGAUUUCGCUCGGAAUUUGGUGAUGAAGCUGAAGCAAUGAUUGCUAAAGUAGAAAAUUUGUUUCAAGAGAUGUUCAAGGAAUACCUUCAAUUGAAUGGUUCUAAUUCAAACCCCAUGACUCAAGGAGGUGAUGAUGAAGUAGUUGUAAGUGAUGACCCCAUGGCUGACUGGGACAACCAUAUCAUCGAAAGUGCUCAAUCAACAAAUGUGGAUUCUUCAGAACUUGAUUCAUACUUAUAUCUUGGCGGCCCCUGCCUCUACGGUGGCAUCUGA